Molecule: messenger RNA, 1130 nt
Organism: Funneliformis caledonium
Lineage: Eukaryota; Fungi; Glomeromycota; Glomeromycetes; Glomerales; Glomeraceae
Source: the annotation of a GenBank genome assembly
AUUUCCGAUCGAAAUACAUAAAUCUUACCGCGAUUGCAUUAGACUGGAAAGUCAGUGGCGGAGUUUAUGAAGAGCGACCCGCUAUAGUAUUCUACGUAAUUCGCAAGGGUGUGAUUCCCCUUGGUGAUCAACACUUUCCCAAAAUUAUUGAUGGAAUAGAAACAGAUGUACGAGAGGGAAUUUAUCGUACAACUGGCACAGAUUCGCAUUAUUGUCGUAGUUAUGAGCCGGUAAUUACUUUGGGCUGUAGUAUUGGAAACUCAAAUAAUACCAGUGCGGGAACCUUAGGAUGUUUUGCAAAAGAUAGCACGGAAAAUACCUAUAUUUUAACGUGCCAACAUGUCUUAUGCUUGAACGAAGGUUCUGAAACAGGAUUAAUUUUUCAACCGGCGUAUAUUGACUAUGUAGGGAUGCUUAAAAGUGAGAAAAAAAUAACAAUCGAGAAGAUAAAAAAAGCACAGUAUAUAUAUAAAGAUCAAGAAACAAUUGAUUUAAACAGCAAAAAACUCGAGACGAUUAAAAAUGACCUUGAAAGUGCGAAGAAAAAGGACACAUUAGUUGGGUCGUUUUACAAAGGAUUACGUGAUAAUUAUAAAAUUGAUGACAAAAAUUAUGGAGUUGAUGCCGCCAUAGCUUCACUAGUAGAAACAAUUAAUGGUAACUUUCGAAAAUUUGAUCCAGUAGGUUUACCCAUAUCGGACUUCACAUUUAAACGAUUGUCACAUGAACCUAUUAAUCUUUCAUGUACCAUAGAUAUUAUCAACAACCUUGAUUCAGUCGAUAUUUCGCAACCUGUAUUUAAAGUUGGACGAACAUCUGGACUGACUAUUGGACAUAUAAAAGAAACAAUUUUAUCAUCAAUUUUGUUAAGUGGAGUUCAUAACGCAUUUCACCAACAGGAGAGAAUAUUUGGGCGUUACUUAUUAAAAGAAAUUAAACAUAAGGGGAAAUCUAUAUUUCCUCCUAAAUGGUUAGAUAGACAAAUAACAGUAAUGAAUGAUGGAAUGUUUACGGAAGAAGGGGAUUCUGGUUGUAUAUGGUUUAAUAAAAGUGGAGCAGUUAUAGCAAUGGGUCAUGGAAAUUUAUUUACAAAUAUUGCAAUUUAUUCCAUAGGAUCGCCAAUACAUGCA